GGAGCUUCAUACUUCGCUCUCCGUCUGUCUCUGCUGCUUUUAGUUUAGCUUUCUGGUCUUUUAGCCCUUUUUCUAAGGUUUUUAUUUCCUUGUUUUUUUCUCUUUAUCGUUCGUUUUGUGUGAAACCGAAGCAGUGAUGAUGCUGUCCGCGCGCUCCCCUCUCUCUGUGAAGAACCAGCAGAAUCUCAGCGGCCAGAUGAGCGACCUGAGUCUGGACAAAGAAAACACGCCUCCGAGUCUGAACGGCACCCGGGUUCUGGCGUCCAAAACGGCCCGGAAGAUCUUCAGUGAAUCCUCGCCCACAAAUGUUAAGAAGAGCAGCUCGGAGGAAGAGCCUCUGCUGAAGGAAAACCCUCGGCGCUUCGUCAUCUUCCCCAUCCAGUACCACGACAUCUGGCAGAUGUACAAGAAGGCGGAGGCUUCCUUCUGGACGGCCGAGGAGGUGGAUCUGUCCAAAGACCUGCAGCACUGGGAGUCUCUGAAAUCAGAUGAGCGCUAUUUUAUCUCUCACGUUUUGGCGUUCUUCGCCGCCAGCGACGGCAUCGUCAACGAGAACCUGGUGGAGCGCUUCACCCAGGAGGUGCAGGUGACAGAGGCCAGGUGUUUCUAUGGUUUCCAGAUCGCCAUGGAGAACAUCCACUCAGAGAUGUACAGCCUGCUGAUCGACACCUACAUCAAGGAUCCCAGUGAGAGGGAAUACCUGUUCAACGCCAUCGAGACUCUGCCAUGUGUGAAGAAGAAGGCCGACUGGGCCAUCAACUGGAUCGGCAACAAGAAUGCCAACUACGGAGAGCGUGUGGUGGCGUUCGCCGCCGUGGAGGGAAUCUUCUUCUCUGGCUCCUUUGCCGCCAUCUUCUGGCUGAAGAAACGCGGCCUGAUGCCCGGCCUGACCUUCAGCAACGAGCUCAUCAGCAGAGACGAGGGUCUGCACUGCGACUUCGCCUGUCUCAUGUUCAAGCAUCUGGUCAACAAACCGUCGGAAGAAACCGUCACCAAGAUCAUAAAGGACGCCGUGGCGAUCGAGCAGGAGUUCCUGACUGAGGCUCUGCCCGUCAAGCUGAUCGGGAUGAACUGCGACAUGAUGAAGCAGUACAUCGAGUUUGUGGCCGACAGGCUGCUGCUGGAGCUCGGCUUCUCCAAGAUCUACAGGGUGGAGAACCCCUUCGACUUCAUGGAGAACAUCUCUCUGGAGGGAAAGACCAACUUCUUUGAGAAGCGGGUUGGAGAGUACCAGAGGAUGGGCGUCAUGUCGGGCCCCACAGACAACACCUUCAGACUGGACGCCGACUUCUGAACCUCCAGGUUGGACCUGGGAACAUCUGAAGGCUCCACAAUGAGCUGCUGUUCACAGGAUCCAACCAGAUUGAUGGCACUGGCAAAUCGGAGAGCUGCAGCUUACCUGAUGUUGCCAUGGAAACACAAACCUCAUGUUACACCCGAACUGUCUGGGUCAGGGGGAUUUGCACAGA
Molecule: messenger RNA, 1469 nt
Organism: Cyprinodon tularosa
Lineage: Eukaryota; Metazoa; Chordata; Actinopteri; Cyprinodontiformes; Cyprinodontidae
Product: ribonucleoside-diphosphate reductase subunit M2
Exons: 10
Coding region: 137-1294 (385 amino acids)
Biological process (GO): deoxyribonucleotide biosynthetic process
Cellular component (GO): cytosol
Molecular function (GO): ribonucleoside-diphosphate reductase activity, thioredoxin disulfide as acceptor
Source: RefSeq, a predicted model, not a curated record